AAACAUGAUGCGGUAGUAGGAAGUGGUUAUUGGAGAGAGAAUACAUUAGUAUCAAUGCGAGUCUGGUCGGAAUAGAGUAUAGUUGAUUACACACCAUCAUAUCUUUCAACGCAUUAACGAUGUCACCAGAGGAAAUCGUUUAUUUAGAAAUUCUUGCUGCCUCCAUACUUGUGGGAUUUCUUUUCCGCUACCUGAGCCCGUCAGUGAAGCGGGUGGCAGCAUUGCUGUUGGGUUUGACCAUCACCAUAGCAACAUGUGGGAUCCACUCUUUACACUCUCUUAUUACAGUGUUAGGAACAUGGCUGCUUAUAAAAAUCAACUGGAGAAGUGCACCUUCCCUGUCUUUGGCCUGGACAUUUCUUUACCUCCUGUUUUUCCGUCUGGUUACCUGGUUUGGGCUUCCUCAACCCACACCUUUUGCCAACGCCAUUCAGCUUCUCUUAACCUUAAAGAUGGUCAGUUUAGCCAAUGAGAUUCAUAGUUAUCACUCGGAGAAGAAAAAGGAAGUGAGCUCCUUCACAAAGUCAGCAGUGGUCAGAGGUCUUUCCCAUGAGCCAUCACUCUAUGACAUUAUAGCUUAUAGCUACUGCUAUGUGGGGAUAAUGACAGGACCCUUCUUUCGUUAUCAGACGUAUAUGGACUGGUUGCAGCAAUCUAGUCCGCUUUCUCUGCCGGGUAUGGCUCCCUGCAUUCAGAGACUGCAGAUGGUGCCUGUUUAUGGAGCACUCUUUAUGGCAGUCAACUACGUCUUCCCCUUGUCCUAUGUUCGUACUGAGGAAUUCCUGGAGGAAAACUAUUUUUACAGAUUUUUCUACAUGAUAGCAAUAUUUUUCGUAUUCCGGAUGCGAUUCUACGCGGCAUGGUGUGCAGCAGAGGCAGGUUGUAUCAGCGCAGGUCUUGGCUGUUACCCCAAGGAGGCACUGUCCAAAGCUGGAGGAGGCCCAACUGUGAAAUAUAAUCCUGAUCCAGACACAGCAGUGGAAUAUGACUUUAAGACAAUCCAAAACAUCGACUGUUAUAACGCAGAUUUCUGUCCGAAAGUGCGACACGGCAUGCGUUACUGGAACAUGACGGUGCAGUGGUGGCUUCACCAUUACAUUUACCCCAAUGCCCCUUUCAGGACGUACGCUCUCAGGGCGGGAUGGACUAUGUUAAUCAGCGCAUACUGGCACGGCCUCCAUGCUGGGUACUACCUCUCUUUUCUUACCAUCCCACUGUGUAUCGCAGCAGAAACGGCCAUGGAGGCCUCCGUCAGAGCCCGUUUGGGACCCAAAGGCCAGAAUAUCUUUGACUGGGUCCACUGGUUCCUCAAGAUGAGGGCCUACGACUACAUGUGCAUGGGAUUUGUUCUCCUGAAGGCCAGUGACACCAUCAACUACUGGAGUUCCAUUUACUUCAUCAUUCAAAUCAUCGCGCUUGUUUGCAUAGGUGUUGGACAAAUAAUGAAAGGGGGGAGGAAAGAUCGAAGUGCGGGAGAGAAAGAGAAUGUGACGAGAGAGAAAGCAGAGUAAAAUGAAUGUGUUUUGAUUGUGUGAAUUGAAGGGAUAUUCACAAACAAGCACCGCACUGUAAUAGCCACAAACUGCCCUUUAAGUGUUGAGCUUUUUAAAAAUACGAUGAGUAUUCUGUUGCAAAUACAACUACGUGUCAUGAACCCAGUGUACUAUUAUAAACAGUAAUUUUAGCUUUAGAUUUGUCUUUUAGAAAACUAAGUGAAAUCUGGUCCAUGCUUUGAAUGACUGACCGAAGUCAAAACAGCUGCACAUGCAAGUUUUUAUCUCUGGUGUUCUUGUGUCCCAUAAAUUUACAGUUAUCAUUCCUUUUUAUAUAUACAUAUAUUAGAUAUAGAUCUUUUUUGAUGACAAAGUGUAUUGUAAUCUACAGAUUCAUCCUGACUAAGUCAGUUCUGUUUUAUAUGUAUACUGUUAGGCUAAUUCACACUAGUCCAACAAAUGCCAUCAAACACCAAGAUUCUAAAUUCUUAUUGACCAAUGCCAUGUUUGUUGGACAGUGGCUUUGGGACUAGAUUUCACAUCUGUUAACAAAAAUACCUUCUGAUGAAUAUUAAACUUGUAUUGAGUGUUUUGCCACAAAUGAACGGAGCCAUGCUCUCUCUGUAUUGGUGUCAUAGCAGUAAUGCAACCUUUGUCACAAAAGCAUUAAGUCUAAAAUGUAUAGGACAUAAAUACAUUUUAGUAUGUAAAGUUGCUUUGCUUUUUGUCCAAUCUGAAGGGCGAAUGGAGUAUUUAUGAGUGGUUGUUCAUAUGAGAGUUGUAGUAGUUAGCCUUUUCGAAAGAAUGUGAAUUUGGUUAAUGUUUUUUUAUUGCAGGAGGUGAAUGUUUUGCUUUUGUUUGCUACUCGUCAUUUAUUCAUUAGUUGGAAACCACAUGAUAUAAAAAAGACUUUGUUGUAAACAAAAAGCUGUCUCAGAAGAUGUAAAAUUCUGCCUUGGCUAAUCAAAUGAUAAUUUCCUUAAAUUUCUAUUCCUGAACAAUUUUGGUUUUGGAACACUGGAUGGUGCUGGUGUUUACAAGUUAUCAAUCAGUACAUAUUGUAUCCUGGUUACUGUAAUGACUUAACGCUACAAUGUAUCUGUUUACCCUCUGUAGUAUUAAACAUAAGAUGAGGCAACUUUA
This is a messenger RNA of Triplophysa dalaica, 2636 nucleotides long. It is a transcript of the gene mboat7, whose product is annotated as membrane bound O-acyltransferase domain containing 7. Bases 120 to 1511 code for a protein of 463 amino acids. The record is from RefSeq and is a predicted model, not a curated record. Lineage: Eukaryota; Metazoa; Chordata; Actinopteri; Cypriniformes; Nemacheilidae. The transcript is spliced from 9 exons. Gene Ontology annotation, cellular component: membrane; mitochondria-associated endoplasmic reticulum membrane contact site. Gene Ontology annotation, molecular function: lysophospholipid acyltransferase activity. Gene Ontology annotation, biological process: lipid modification; phosphatidylinositol biosynthetic process.